This is a messenger RNA of Dichotomopilus funicola, 1740 nucleotides long. Its product is annotated as adenosine deaminase CECR1-A. Gene Ontology annotation, molecular function: adenosine deaminase activity. The transcript is spliced from 5 exons. Gene Ontology annotation, biological process: inosine biosynthetic process; adenosine catabolic process. The record is from RefSeq and is a predicted model, not a curated record. Lineage: Eukaryota; Fungi; Ascomycota; Sordariomycetes; Sordariales; Chaetomiaceae. Bases 1 to 1740 code for a protein of 579 amino acids.
AUGGCCCCAAUUACGGACGAGGAAUGGGCCGACCUGGUUGCCCACGAACUCCCCAAGACAUCCGACCCUGUCAUCCGCAGCUAUCUCGAGAGCCGCCGUGCCUUGAUCGCCCAGGGGCAGAGACACCGAAGCGGUAUUACACAUUUCUCCUUCCGCCAGGCCCUCUCUCCCAUCGCGGCGCAGGCGUGUGAUAUCGUCUCCAAAAUCCGCCAUGAAGAACGAAUCUCGCCAGUGGCGUCCGCAACCCGCACCGAAAACCUCGCGUCUUGGAAGAUCGUUAAGCGCCUGCCUAAAGGCGCACUCCUCCGCGCACACUGCCACGCCCUGGUCGACCUGGACCGUCUUCUCGAUGAUGCAUUGAACACGCCGGGGAUGUGCAUCUCGUUGUCACCAUCCCUAGGGAACGAUCCCACGUCGGUCAACUCCGGGUGGGAAGGACGUCCGUGUAUCCUAUUUAGGGGGCAGCCGGAUUCGAGCCAAUCGCUAUGGGACGACAACUAUAUGCCCGGCUCUUUUGUGUCUCUUUCGAAGGCAGCCGACGAGUAUCCGGGGGAAGGACGGUUGGGCUUUCUAGGCUGGAUCAAGGGGAAGUGUGGGAUAUCGACGUUGCGGUCUGAUCUCGAGAGGGGUUACGCAGGGUCGUCCGCGGUCUAUUCCGAUCUCAUCAGCGGCAUGCUAUACUAUGAGCCGUUGUGGCGAGCAUUCCUCCGGCGGUUGAUGUCUGGUUUGGUAGGCGAUCGUGUCUCCUGGCUAGAGUUGGGCUUGACUUUCCCAUUGGCCUUUUACCGAGAAGGGUCGGAAACACCGGAGGUGGAUCACGACUACCUGUUCGGCAUCAUCGAGGACGAAGAGGCCAAAUAUUUGGCCAAUGGCCGGCCUCUGGGAUUAUGGGGCCUCCGCGUGGUGUGGUCAACGAAGCGUAGCCUCGAUCCCCGGUCGAUCAUCGAAGACGCCGACAGCUGCAUUUCGACCAAGCUUUUGUGGCCGCGUCUGGUGGCCGGGUAUGACCUUGCGGGACCCGAGAACCUCGGUCGGCCGCUUGCGGACUUGACUCCCGAACUGUUCUGGCUCCGAAAGCAAUGUGUGGUCGAAGGUGUCACGCUCCCCUUUUUCUUGCAGGCCGGCGGGUCGUCCCUUGCCAUCAACCACCACGACGAUGAUGACAACAACAACAACAACCUCUUCGAUGCCCUCCUCCUCGGCGCCCGACGAAUAGGCCACGUCUUCGCUCUACCCCGACACCCCCGCCUCAUCGAAGCCAUCAAGGACAAACGGAUCCUCACCGAGCUCUCUCUACCACCGCCCGAUAUCGAAACGGAGCCAUCGGUGGCGGGUACCACCAACAACAGCGACAUCAUCAUCGCCAACCACCCCCUCCCAUUCCUCCUAAUGCAGGGCGUUCCCUGCGCCCUUUGCGAGGACGAUUCCGGGCGCAUUUCGCAGCGGAGCCGAGAUGGCGUCGACCAGAUGACCAGUAUCUUUUGGCACGCCCUUCGGGCUUGGGAGAAGGAUGUUGAUGGUGGUUUCGACCUCGCCACGUUAGGAUCGCUUGCCGAGAAUAGCGUGCGGUGGGCGGCGUUUGAGGACGAAGACGCAGAGACGUGGGUACGUGAAAUUCGUGCAGCAACCGUGGGGGCCGGGACUAAGGCAGCGAUGUUACAGAAGUGGGCUGUGGAGUGGGAGCGAUUUUGUAUUUGGGUGGUCACCGAGUAUGGAGAUGGGCGUGGCGAUGCGCGGUGA